This is a messenger RNA of Jatropha curcas, 1489 nucleotides long. Its product is annotated as PPR containing-like protein. Lineage: Eukaryota; Viridiplantae; Streptophyta; Magnoliopsida; Malpighiales; Euphorbiaceae. The record is from RefSeq and is a predicted model, not a curated record.
GAACCGAACCAGUGAAUUGAGCCCAACCAGAAACAGGAGAGAGAAACAACCAAAAAGGGGAAAGAAGCCCAAAACUCCUCUCCCGAUCGCAGCACCGCGAUCUCCUUUCCUUCCCCUACCCGAUCAGUUUUUCGGCCACCGGUUAUCGAGGCCAAGGCGGCGAACCUUGACUCCGGCCAUCCCUUCAACGAUCGAAGCCUGCUCCACGCGAAACAAGGCUCUCCCCUGCGACGCUGCUACCUCAGACAGUUUUCUCUUUCUCGAUUUUCCGGCCAGCUCAAGCAUUUGUGGCAAUUCCCUUUACUCAGAGAUUUGUACACAUUUAGGGUCCAUGUGGAGAUCACCAGCCAUGUCUUCCCUUAGCAGCCGAUUAACUGGGGUAGGAGCUGCUAGGGUUCAAAGUCCUAAUUGCGGCUACAAUACGAUGCUGCAAGAUCAUAUUUAUAAAACAAACGUUACUAGAUCUACCUUCCUUUUAGAGAAUCGUGUUGAUCACAAAGCUGCUGCAUGUGAAAAUUCAAUCCAGAAUGUUAGAGGAGUGCAGAAAUACCAGAUCGGGGAAAAUGUUUCCAGGAAGGAUAAGAUCAGCUUUCUUAUGAACAUGUUUCUUAAUCUCAAGGACAGUAAAGAAGCUGUUUAUGGUGCUCUUGAUGCCUGGGUUGCAUGGGAGCGCCAGUUUCCUAUUGGGUCAAUUAGGAGGGCUUUGCUCACUCUUGAAAAGGAACAGCAGUGGCACAGAGUUGUUCAGGUAAUUAAAUGGAUGCUGAGCAAGGGGCAGGGAAAUACAAUGGGAACAUAUGGGCAGUUAAUACGCGCUUUAGAUAUGGAUCAUAGAGCAGAUGAAGCACACUUGUUUUGGUCGAAGAAAAUUGGUACAGAUCUUCACUCGGUGCCUUGGGAAUUAUGCAAACUCAUGCUAUCUAUAUACUAUAGAAAUAACAUGCUAGAAUGCCUCGUAAAGCUUUUCAAGGGCCUGGAAGCUUUUGACCGCAAACCUCCAGAAAAAUCAAUUGUGCAGAAAGUGGCAAAUGCAUAUGAGAUGCUAGGUAUGCUUGAGGAAAAAGAUCGUGUGGAACAGAAGUAUAUCCAUCUUUUCUCAGAGACACAUAAAGGAGACAAUAAGAAAUUUAGAACCACCUCUAAGAAAAAAAGUCAGGGAUUAAGACAAAAUAAAUUGUCUAACAAGAUUAGUCAAAGAACUCGGAAGUAAGGACUUUCAAUAGAUCAGAAAGUUGACCAGUCCUGAAAUUUUAACAAGACAUCUGGUAUGGGAUAAAGCUUAUUACAUUUUCUAUUAAUCCGAAGCAUUCAAUUGAUAUGAUCUACCUUAUUUAUGUAUCGUUUGUUGGUGAUCAAGCCCAAAAUUUAGUUCUAACUUGGUGCAUGAAAUAGUUUUUAUUGUUUAGUCCCAAGUUCUUGUUAUCUAUGCAACUUUUAUUUUAAAUUGGAUCUUGAAGGGCAGCAAAUUAGAUAUUAUUGUUUCGAGACA